AUGGCCACCGGACCAGUGCUUGCAGAUCCUAUUCCGCCGCCUCCACCCUUUCAUCAUCCUGCACUUGGCACUAUUCGGGGAAUAUCGAAGAAUGGCGCUUACCAGUAUCUCGGCAUCAAGUAUGCCACUCUAGAGAAUCGCCUGGCUGAACCACGAUUGAUGCAAUACAAUGGAGAUGGCGAGAUCAACGCCACAAUGCACGGUGCCCCUGUAGUUUCUCCAGAGUUCUCCUAUGACAUGGAGGCAGCUUUUAUUCACCGGGGCCUCCCCAAGGAUGAAAUCCCCCCAAUUUCUGAUCUCGACGGUUUGAAUUUGAACCUCACGCUACCAGCGAAGGGAGGCAAAGACUUGCCCGUCGUCGUUUACAUCCAUGGCGGUGGAUUUGCCUUCGGUUCCAGCUGGUAUCCACACUACGAUCAAUCUAAGGUCAUCUCCCUGGCCGAGGAAAUGAAUCAAAGCAUUAUUGGAGUGAAUUUCAAUUAUCGACUUGGUGUACCUGGAUUCUUAACCUCCAAAGAGUUUGAGAGUGCUGGAAUUACGGGAAAUCGAGGUCUCCAGGACAUACGGGUUGCACUGCAGUGGGUUCAGAAAUACAUUCUUGGAUUUGGGGGCGAUCCUGGCAAAAUCACUGUUGUUGGUCAAAGUGCAGGAGGAGGUAAGUCUGCAAUCAAUUACUUGUUGCAUUCUGAUGAGCCCUUGUUUGACCAGGCCAUGCUGCUCGGUGGCACGUUCCUCAUGAUGAGGCCAAGCUCGCAAGAAACCACCGACAAACAGUACGAAGCCAUUGUGAAGCAUCUUGGCUUGGAGGACUUGGAACCUGCUGAGCGCAUCAAUGCGUUUUUAACAAUGCCCUCCGAGCGUUUUGUUAACGACAUGGCUCCGGAAAUGAUGUCUCUCACGGUAGCGUUGGGCGGCCCUCUCGUUCCAGGACUGGCAACCUUUGCCAACCUGACCAAUAGUGACGAACUGCCUCUUCCAGGGAGAAGAUGGUGCAAGCGAGUGUUUACUCUGGACUCCCAGUUUGACGGAUCGAUCAUGGGCCAGGCCUCUCUGAACGAUCGCGAGAGUGGUAUCAAAGAAAGAUUUUGUACUGCCAUGGAACAGAAUCUGGGGACACAUGCCGCUGCCAAGCUCCUCGAGCAGUACGAAAUAGCACCCGAGACGAGCGAUAGUGAAGCUCUCUUGAAGAUCCUUCAAAUUGUUACUGACAUUUCCUUCUUUGCACCGUCCUUUCGUAUGGCGGAGCUAUUUGAUUCCGACGAACAGAAGUGGUACAUGGGCUUCUUCAAUGAGCGCAAUCCGUGGGACGGCAUCUACAAAGGCCGUGCCAAUCACCUCUUGGACGUGUCAUUUAUCUGGGGCAAUUACAACCAGAGCUACCCAGCCAGAUGCUGGACUGUGGCCCGAGCCCUUGCGGAGACGUUGAUAAAUUUCACCUUUGGGAACGACGACGGUGAAGGCGCAUUGCCACGAUUUGACACUGCCGUGGAAGCUCGGAACAGGUUGGUCAAAAUUUACGGACCUAGCGAUGAUGGGAUUGACAGCAAGGUCGUACAAUUCGGUGAUGAGAGGGCAACACAGCGAAGCUUGAAGAUCUUCAAAUUGGCCGAUCAAACGCCCGGUGGAUUGGAUGCCUUACUGGAUGCAAUAAUGGCUUUUCUGUAA
Messenger RNA from Aspergillus aculeatinus CBS 121060, 1665 nucleotides. RefSeq names its product alpha/beta-hydrolase. The transcript has 5 exons. The coding region runs from base 1 to 1665 and encodes 554 amino acids. Lineage: Eukaryota; Fungi; Ascomycota; Eurotiomycetes; Eurotiales; Aspergillaceae. The record is from RefSeq and is a predicted model, not a curated record.